UCGGACAUCGAUUUCGCCCUCAAGAACAAGAAUAUUGAGCCGUUGUUCGGGUUUUGCAAUUCAGAGGACUCUCCCUUUCGGUUCGCUUCCGGCGGCGGACGUGAGCUGUACUUCAAUGAGGAGAAAGAGAUCGAUUUGGCAGAAGUGAUCACCGCUUCCAACGCACCCAAACUGCCGCAAGACGUGGCCCUCAAAGUGCAUUGGCUGAGCAUCGAUGGCGUUCAGCCGUCAAUACCCGAUAAUCCGCCGCCACUUUCGCGAGACCAGCAAAAGGAGGAGAGCGUCGACCCGGCGAUGGCGCUGAAGAAGGCGUCGCAACUGAAGCCCAAUCAACAGCAGAAACUGCAACAGAAGAAGAAGAAACAGAUGGAAAUGGUUAGAGUGAAACAGUUCGCCACUCACGAGCUGUCCGUUGAACAACAGCUGUACUACAAAGAGAUCACCGAAGCGUGUGUGGGCUCUGAUGAGGGCCGACGCUUCGAAGCGCUCCAGUCGUUGACAUACGACCCGGGAUUGCAUCAAAUGUUACCACGACUUUGCACUUUCAUCAGCGAAGGCGUCAAAGUGAAUGUGGUUCAAAACAAUUUAGCGCUUCUCAUAUAUCUGAUGCGAAUGGUUAAAGCGCUUCUCGACAAUCAUAACCUCUACCUCGAGAAGUACUUACACGAACUCAUACCCACUGUCCUCACGUGCAUUGUCUCCAAACAACUCUGCAGUCGACCCGAUGUUGACAAUCAUUGGGCGCUCCGAGACUUCGCGUCCCGUCUUUUGGCACAAAUUUGCAAAAACUUCAACACAACCACUAAUAAUGUUCAGACGAGAGUCACUCAACUGUUGAGCCAAUCCCUGGAUAAGGAUCGGUUGCCGAUGGCCUCGUGUUACGGCGCGGUCUCCGGUCUCUGCGAGUUAGGCACUGAAGUUCAGCGAACUUUUCUCUUCAAACGAUUGAAAUUAAUCGGCGAAAGGAUUCGCGUGUAUUUCGAGACAUCAAACAUGUCGACCGAUAAGGCACUCCUCACCGCAGACAAGUCGGCCGCCGAUCACAUCAAACAGCUAUUGCUUAACAAACUUCCGCAGUCUCUUAGGACAUCUCGACCCACACCUGACGUUCUCGAGGAGUACAAAACUGAAUUCGGAUAUUUGGGUCCCGCUCUUCAUUCGGCUGUGGUGCGUUCGCGAUCUGUGGGAACACAAGUGGCUCCGCAAAUAGGUUCUCAAUUGGGAACUCCUAUCACAUAUCACUUACCAUCGAGUAGUCCGCGUCCAUGCCAAUCCCUGGAUAAGGAUCGGUUGCCGAUGGCCUCGUGUUACGGCGCGGUCUCCGGUCUCUGCGAGUUAGGCACUGAAGUUCAGCGAACUUUUCUCUUCAAACGAUUGAAAUUAAUCGGCGAAAGGAUUCGCGUGUAUUUCGAGACAUCAAACAUGUCGACCGAUAAGGCGCUCCUCACCGCAGACAAGUCGGCCGCCGAUCACAUCAAACAGCUAUUGCUUAACAAACUUCCGCAGUCUCUUAGGACAUCUCGACCCACACCUGACGUUCUCGAAGAGUACAAAACUGAAUUCGGAUAUUUGGGUCCCGCUCUUCAUUCGGCUGUGGUGCGUUCGCGAUCUGUGGGAACACAAGUGGCUCCGCAAAUAGGUUCUCAAUUGGGAACUCCUAUCACAUAUCACUUACCAUCGAGUAGUCCGCGUCCAUCCAUUAUCAUACCAUCAAACAACACGAAUAAUAGAAUCCAAAUUCAACCACAAGUCACGUCGCCGGCCAUCAGAAGACCCGGUAUUAUGGGAACUCCGAGCCAACGGAUAGUACUCAUGCAACAGCCGGGCUCUCCCGGGCCCACACAUACGGGAGGUUUUGUGCGAAUCGGUGGUAACACACCGGGCACUCCAUCUGUUCAACGAUAUGUAAUGAUUAAUCCCAAUAAUUCAAUGAAUCAGUCGUCGAAUCAGUCUUCACAACAACCAUAA
Molecule: messenger RNA, 1968 nt
Organism: Medioppia subpectinata
Lineage: Eukaryota; Metazoa; Arthropoda; Arachnida; Sarcoptiformes; Oppiidae
Source: the annotation of a GenBank genome assembly